This is a messenger RNA of Panicum virgatum (switchgrass), 1380 nucleotides long. Its product is annotated as isoflavone reductase homolog IRL-like. Lineage: Eukaryota; Viridiplantae; Streptophyta; Magnoliopsida; Poales; Poaceae. The record is from RefSeq and is a predicted model, not a curated record. Gene Ontology annotation, molecular function: oxidoreductase activity. The transcript has 3 exons. The coding region runs from base 116 to 1060 and encodes 314 amino acids.
GAAAAAAAAUCAGGCACGAGUAAAUUUGGCAUCACUCGUGACGCAGAGCAAGCACUGCCACAAGUGACCAGACUCAAUCCUGCUCACCUUCUCCCCGAGGAUUUGAGGAGCCAGGAUGACGUCGGAGAAGAGCAAGAUCCUGGUGGUCGGCGGCACGGGGUACCUGGGCAGGCACGUCGUCGCGGCGAGCGCGCGGCUGGGCCACCCGACCUUCGCGCUCGUCAGGGACACGGCGGCGUCCGACGCGGCCAGGGCGGCGCUGCUCAAGAGCUUCCAGGACGCCGGCGUGACACUCGUCAAGGGUGACCUCUACGACCGGGCCAGCCUGGUGAGCGCGGUCAAGCUCGCGGACGUGGUCAUCUCCACGGUCGGGGCGCCGCAGAUCGCCGACCAGACCAGGCUCAUCGACGCCAUCAAGGAGGCCGGCAACGUCAAGAGGUUCAUCCCGUCGGAGUUCGGCCUGGACGCCGACCGCUCGGGCGCCGUGGAGCCGGCCAGGUCCACGUUCAUCACCACCAAGGCCGCCGUCCGCCGCGCCGCCGAGGCCGCCGGCGUCCCCUACACGCUCGUGUGGACGGGCUACUUCUUCGGCUACGGGCUGCCCGGCAUCGGGCAGGUCCUGGCGCAGUCGCCCCCCGCCGACACGGCCGUCGUGCUCGGCGGCGGCGACGCCAGGGUGUCGUUCGUGGACGAGGGCGACAUCGGGACGUACACGGUGCUGGCCGCCGACGACCCGCGCGCGGCGAACCGGACGCUGUACGUGAAGCCGCCGGCCAACACGCUGUCGCACAACGAGCUCCUGGCGCUGUGGGAGACCAAGACCGGCAGGGCGUUCGAGCGGGUGCACAUCCCGGAGGACGCCGUGCUUAAGCAGAUCCAAGCGAGUUCUGCAGAAGCUCGGACCCCGCUGGACAGCAUCCUACUGUCGAUCUGGCACGCGGUGCACGUCAGGGGGGAGCACGAGUUCGAGAUCGACCCGUCGUCAGGGGUGGACGCCACCGAGCUGUACCCGGACGUGAAGUACACCACCGUCGACGAGUACCUCAACAGGUUGCUCUGAAUUUAGUGCGUCCGUGGUGGUCGUCACGUAGUCACCGGUGACGCGUCGGACCACCGCGCCGUGCUGCGCGCCCUGACGUUGCGCCGACACGGGCAGCCGGCGACCCUGAAAGCUGUAACAGAUUAUAUCAUCACCACCAAUUCACCAGACUGCACUCACUACCAGUAAUAAAGCGCGCAGGAGCUGACGCACCUGCUGGCAUCGUCCAUGAUGAGUUUUAACGGAGGAGUUUUAACGGAGAUUUCAUAACAUUAAAUACCAUUAACUUUGCUGAUAUGGCAAUGCGAGGAAAUAAUGAAGUUUCGAGGGUGUUUGGUUCA